Messenger RNA from Paramisgurnus dabryanus, 1704 nucleotides. RefSeq lists its product as uncharacterized. Gene Ontology annotation, cellular component: membrane; external side of plasma membrane. NCBI's taxonomy places the organism in Eukaryota, Metazoa, Chordata, Actinopteri, Cypriniformes, Cobitidae. Gene Ontology annotation, biological process: negative regulation of immune response; positive regulation of T cell apoptotic process. The record is from RefSeq and is a predicted model, not a curated record.
GCAAAGCAUAAUUCAGCAGAAACGAGAAAGUGGUUGCAUAUCUGGUGACUCCAUUUGCUGUCACGUCCGCUGUCAUGAAGUGUGACCACAAGAAAUUUAUUUUACUGCUUUCAUUCGCGGUGUAUUUGAUUCUUAAAGUGGAAUCGAAGCAUGAUAAAGAUAUAACAGUUAAUGUUAUAUCAGGAGAUAAUGUGACAGCUUACUUCACGUUUAAAGAUUCUGGUAUCAACAGUACAUCCAUCCCACUUAAUCUGUACAAAAAUGGCAAAAAGAUAGGAAGUUGCAAACAAACUAACAAAAAUUGCUUUGAAAGGUUUGUAAUCAGUGAUGUGGACGAUAACAAUACUGCAACAUUAUACAUUAUAAAUAUCACAUCGGAAGAUGAUGGAAAAUACCACAUUGGUCUGUUCGCUGAUGCCUAUUAUUUCAAGGCUAUUUUAAGCAAUAAAAUCUUCUUUACAGUCAAGCCAUGUGAUAAAACAAACGAAAGCAGCACGACAUCUGUGCCUAAAACCACAGUAAAUGACUCCCUUAAACCAGAGGAGACAUCUGUACAAACGUUCAUUUACAUCAGUGCAUCAGCCUUAAUGUUUAUAUGUAUAUUUGUGGGCCUGCUGUGUUGGUUUCAUAGGACCUGCCCAAGAAAAUCAGCCACAGAUAACCCUCAAGCCCAGAGCAACGGCACAACACAAGGGGAUUUUGGGAGAUCUGGCGGUGUGUCCGUCAGCUGUGUGGAGUACGGCGAGUUAGACUUUCAAAACCGACCCGCAAGAGAUGACAGAGUAAAACAUGCCGAGGUGACAUCAAAGGACCAAGACAGCGUGGAAUAUGCUGCUAUCAUUUUCCCUCAGCAAAAACAGAUACCAGGUGGGCGGAUGAGAGAUAAUCAGCGAGCACAUCCCGUUACCAGAUAAACAUAACAUAAAGUGUCCACUAAGCCUUUUUUUUUACUUUUUUGACUGUUGCUGUACACCUAAUGUAUAAUACUUUGGGAGGUUUAUUUUGUCAUACUUGAUUAGAAAAAGGACAUUUAUAAAUUUUUCUGAUACUGUUAACUUGUAACAAGUGCCUACGCACAUCAUACAUGCUUCUCAUUGUUAGUUAAGGCAAAAUAACACUGUAAAAAUGUCACUUAGUGCAACACUGAGUCACAUAAUGAGGUGCUAACCACAGAAGCCCCCUUGAAGGAAUUGCUACUUGAAUAUUGCUCUGUUUUUGUUUUAUGUGGUGCCCGCAGGCUUACUGUACUUCACUCUCACGGUGGUUGUUUAAAUGCAUCGGCUUUUGAUCAUUUUUUGUGUGGGCCGCUUCUGUCCUGGGCCUAAUGAGUAGAAUUUUGAGAAGCUAAUAGAUGGUUUCAGCAGUUACAACAUAAACAAGUGGCUUUCGUGGUCAACACGUAACUUCCGGUAAACUCUGCUAAGAGUAACAAAAUAACAACAAAGUACUUAAAAUGUUGUUUAUUUAUAUAACAAGCAAAAUAAGAAACACGUAGAUUACAUAAGAAACAAAACCAUUGGUUAUUUUCGACAAGGUAUUUGUUCAAGAGUUUAGCAACUAGUCAGACCAUUAAAAAAACUGUAAUCGGAAGUAAAGUUCGGACCAGACGCGUAUCGCGUCACCACACGUGUGUCUGAUGAAACCGUCUAUAAAAAGUGAAAUUUGGAUCAACUUAAAAAAUUACUUGAAUUGGUAACAUCAAAA